Molecule: messenger RNA, 1893 nt
Organism: Eriocheir sinensis (Chinese mitten crab)
Lineage: Eukaryota; Metazoa; Arthropoda; Malacostraca; Decapoda; Varunidae
Gene: Calx
Product: sodium/calcium exchanger 3-like
Exons: 1
Coding region: 149-1891 (580 amino acids)
Biological process (GO): calcium ion import across plasma membrane; sodium ion transmembrane transport; cell communication
Cellular component (GO): axon; postsynapse; sarcolemma
Molecular function (GO): calcium:sodium antiporter activity
Source: RefSeq, a predicted model, not a curated record
GUGGCGUGCUGUGUGCGGAGGGAGACGUGCGACUCCCGGCCCGUGACUGAGUGUGACAGUGGCAGACGUCAUGUCGAGAGCCAGACUCUGAUCCUAAAGUCAUUUCUUUUCUCCUCUUCGGUUGUCAGUGCGAGUGUGGUGAGGCGCCAUGGCUGGACCGGGGGCCAGCGGGUCUACCCAUUGGGGGAUGCGCUUUUUAGCUUUGAGUGUGUUAGUGCUUACCUUCUGCUCUCCCGUCUCUGCUGAAGAAAACGAAACUGCGCGCUUCGGAACAUGUCUCGACGGUCUAAUUGUGCCGUUGUGGUCACCUCAGGAUAACCUGACCACAGGUGACCGCGUGGCUCGCGCCAUCGUCUACUUCGUGGCCAUGGUUUGGCUCUUCAUCGGCGUCUCCAUUAUCGCUGACCGCUUCAUGGGUUCCAUCGAAAUGAUCACCUCGCAGGAGAAGGAGGUGACAGUCAAGAAGCCCAACGGUGAGACUCAGAUCAUUGUGGUGCAGGUAUGGAACGAGACGGUAGCUAACCUUACGCUCAUGGCCCUCGGCUCCUCGGCCCCCGAAAUCCUCCUCUCGGUGGUUGAAAUGUUCGCACGUAACUUUGAGGCUGGUGACCUCGGGCCCGGCACAAUCGUGGGCUCGGCCGCCUUCAAUCUGUUUGUCAUCAUCGGUCUGUGCGUGUAUGUGAUCCCUGACGGUGAGGUUCGCUACAUCAAACAUCUGCGUGUGUUCUUCGUCACAGCCUUCUUCUCUGUAUUUGCUUACAUCUGGCUGUACUUCAUCUUGGCCGAGAUUUCCUACGGUGUGGUAGAGUUCUGGGAGGCCUUCCUAACCUUCCUUUUCUUCCCCAUCACUGUGGUUCUGGCUUACAUUGCCGAUCGUCGUCUGCUCUUCUACAAGUACCUUACAAAGGAGUAUCGCAUCAACAAGCGCGGCGUGAUCAUCGAGACUGAGGGUGGUGCUGACGUUGAGCUCGGCAAGAAGGAUGAGGGAGGACCACUGUAUGACGACAACGUGGAUGAGACCGUCAAGGAGUUUGAAGAGCACCGGAAAGAGUACAUGACUGUGAUCCGCGAGCUGCGCCUCAAACACCCCAACAUCAACAUGGACACCCUGGAAUCCAUGGCUCGCGAGGAGAUCAUCAACAGGGGCCCCAAGUCUCGGGCCUUUUACCGCAUCCAGGCAACACGUAAAUUGACUGGCGGAGGCAACAUCAUGAAGAAGGCACGAGAGGAAGUGAAGACCGAAGAGAAGGAAGAAGAGGAAGAUAAGAAGGACGAUGAGACCAUUAGGAUCAUGUUCGACCCCGGCCACUACACGGUCAUGGAGAACGUGGGCACAUUCGAGGUGACGGUCGUGCGUGAGGGCGGCGACCUCAACACCACCGUUAUUGUCGAUUACAAGACUGAGGACGGCACUGCCAACGCCGGCGGUGACUACAUCGCCGCCGAAGGCACGCUUGUGUUCCUGCCCGGAGAGACGCAGAAGACCUUCACUCUUGAGGUUAUUGACGACGAAGUUUUUGAGGAAGACGAACACUUCUACGUGAGGCUGUCCAACAUGCGUCUCGGGUCUCCUGACGGCACGGCGGUUACCCAUGCUGUCAACGGCGCCGCGGGUCACCCCAACAAGCCUGUCAAGAUGGAGCUGGCGGCGCCCUAUGUGGCCACGAUCAUGAUUCUCGACGACGAUCACGGCGGCAUCUUCAACGUGGGUGAGAAGGACGUGGAAAUCGUGGAGAGCAUCGGAACCUACGAGCUGAAGGUGGUGCGUUGGUCCGGGGCGCGCGGGCGUGUGGUGGUGCCCUACAAGACCGAGGACGGGACAGCCAAGGCGGGCAAGGACUACGAAGAGGCCGAGGGAGAACUCGUCUUUGAGAACAACGAGACUGAGUGAGU